This is a messenger RNA of Diospyros lotus (date-plum), 1556 nucleotides long. RefSeq names its product shaggy-related protein kinase epsilon. Gene Ontology annotation, molecular function: protein serine/threonine kinase activity; ATP binding. Bases 130 to 1365 code for a protein of 411 amino acids. Gene Ontology annotation, biological process: protein phosphorylation; signal transduction. The record is from RefSeq and is a predicted model, not a curated record. Lineage: Eukaryota; Viridiplantae; Streptophyta; Magnoliopsida; Ericales; Ebenaceae. Gene Ontology annotation, cellular component: cytoplasm. The transcript has 14 exons.
CCGUGAGAGUCUCGCGCAGUCAAACCUCUCUCUCUCUCCGUCUUUUGUGUUCCGAUUGCAGUUCGGAACGCCUCGGAUCGAAGGCUUCGAAGUUUGCAAAAUGUGAAGGGAUUCGCAGCUGCAGGAGGUAUGGCUUCAGCUGGUACGGUGCCUUCAGGAAUGGGAAAACCUAGUGGUGAUGCAAUGUUGGUUGACAAGCUCCCUGAGGAAAUCAAUGAAAUGAAGAUCAGAGAUGAUAAGACGGAGAAGGAAAUGGAAGCUACUGUGGUGGAUGGAAAUGUAACUGAAACAGGCCAUAUAAUUGUGACAACAAUUGGUGGUAAAAAUGGUCAACCGAAGCAGACCAUAAGCUACAUGGCAGAACGUGUUGUUGGGCAGGGUUCGUUUGGAAUUGUUUUUCAGGCUAAAUGCCUUGAAACUGGGGAAACUGUUGCAAUCAAGAAGGUCUUGCAGGACAAGAGAUAUAAGAACCGUGAACUGCAAACAAUGCGCCUUCUUGAUCAUCCCAAUGUUGUUUCACUCAAACAUUGCUUCUUUUCGACUACAGACAAGGACGAGCUUUAUCUCAAUUUAGUUCUUGAAUAUGUACCUGAGACACUUUAUCGUGUAGCAAAACACUACAGCAGGGCAAGUCAGAGGAUGCCUAUGAUAUAUGUCAAACUCUACACAUAUCAGAUUUUUAGAGCUCUGGCAUAUAUUCAUGCGGGUGUUGGAGUCUGCCACAGAGACAUAAAGCCUCAAAAUCUACUGGUUAAUCCCCAUACUCACCAGCUCAAGCUAUGUGAUUUUGGCAGUGCAAAAGUUUUGGUCAAAGGGGAGCCAAAUAUAUCAUAUAUAUGUUCUCGUUAUUAUCGUGCACCUGAACUUAUAUUUGGAGCAACUGAAUACACAACUGCAAUUGAUAUAUGGUCUGUGGGCUGCGUCCUUGCUGAACUGCUUCUUGGCCAGCCCCUCUUUCCAGGUGAGAGCGGAGUUGAUCAGCUUGUUGAAAUAAUUAAGGUACUUGGAACCCCUACUCGGGAGGAGAUCAAAUGUAUGAAUCCCAACUAUACUGAGUUCAAAUUUCCACAAAUCAAGGCUCAUCCUUGGCACAAACUUUUUCACAAGCGUAUGCCACCUGAAGCUGUGGAUCUUGUCUCAAGACUUCUUCAAUACUCCCCGAACUUGAGGUGCAAUGCUUUAGAGGCUUGUAUCCACCCCUUCUUCGAUGAACUCCGCGACCCUAAUGCUCGCCUCCCAAAUGGGCGCCCCUUGCCCUAUCUCUUCAAUUUUAAGCCUCAAGAGCUGAAAGGAGCAUCUCUGGAGCUGCUGUCCAAACUGAUCCCAGAACAUGCCCGGAAGCAGUGCCCCUUCCUCAGUUUCUAAGAGUGUAACAUCAACGUGGAUUCUCUUUUGGACUGGUUUGUUUGUACCUGUACCUGUAACUGUACCUUGUUUCCCUAACUUGGAUCAUGCAGAAUUAGAUUUAGAAGCAACCCUGCUUGUUUAUUUGUUAUAUACUAAUGGUGACGGGGUGUCCCAAAAGUCUCUUGAUUGAUCAACAUUCCUGGGUCUUA